This is a messenger RNA of Verticillium dahliae VdLs.17, 1410 nucleotides long. RefSeq lists its product as uncharacterized. NCBI's taxonomy places the organism in Eukaryota, Fungi, Ascomycota, Sordariomycetes, Glomerellales, Plectosphaerellaceae. The coding region runs from base 1 to 1410 and encodes 469 amino acids. The transcript has 4 exons. The record is from RefSeq and is a predicted model, not a curated record.
AUGGAGACCAUUCCCAUCCCUCUCACUGAUCUCAUCGCCCCUAUUCCUAACAUCAGAACGCGCACGUUCUUCAUUGUGAACGACCGUCUGGACAUCGAUGCUCUUCGGAACGCGCUGACAGAUCUGAUCCGGAACCACUGGCGCAAACUAGGGGCGCGCGUGGUCCGAGGGACCAAAAACGGACAGUGGGAGUAUCAUCUUCCCAAGACAUUCGACGACGAAUACGUGCUUUUCAACUGGACCUCGGAAGACAGCGAGGCCUCCAUUGGCACUGUCACUGAAUCGCUCAAACGUCCCUCCCCGGACAGCGGCAUCGCUUUUCUCCAGCCCAUCAACGACGUCGACAGCUGCUUCAGGCCCGCCGACUGGCCCUUUGAGCAAAAGGAUGACCCUGCUGACGCCCCGAUCCUCUACGUCCACAUCCGCACAUUUACCGACGCGACUGUCAUCGCCAUCAGCAUGCUGCAUGUCUUCGGCGACCAGCUCGGUCUCGCCAACAUUGUGAAAGCAUGGAUGGGUAUUCUCGACGGGAAAACACCUCCUCCGUUCGUAGGAUACGACGAAGAGGUGCUUCCACAUGAUAAGGCAUUUGCGGAUUUCCCGAAGCAGGAUACGUACCGUAAGGGGAGGAUACGGGUGAGGCGGUUUGGCGAGUACGCGUUGGUGCUACUCGGUUUUAUCCUGGAGCUGAUCUUACAUGGCGAGGAGAGUCACAUCAUCUUCUUCCCGCUUAAGAUGGUCGAGUCGCUGCGGGAGCGGACGUCGAAAGAGCUGGAGCAAAAGCACGGGGCGGACCCGGGACUUUCGCACGCGGACAUUCUGACUGGUAUCUUGACAAAGUUUGCGCACAUGUACAAGACAUCACCUGUCACAAUUUCACUCUCGCAAACCGUCAAUCUGCGUGGCCGUGUCCCCCAGCUCUUGUCCCCCGCGCGUGACGGCUAUAUCCAUAACGCCCUGAUCUAUGCGACAUCUCGUUACCGUCACUCGCGCUCCACGUCGGUCGGCGAGAUUGCGUACCUGAACCGUCAAGCUGUCAACGAAGCCUUGACGACCAAGGGCAGUGACAUCGGGUUGGCCGUGAUGCGGGAAAAGGUCAAGCGCGGCCAAUCUUUGCACAUUUGUGAACCAUUCGAGAAGUCGUACGGCGUUACCAACUGGUGCGGAGCCUGGAAGGGUGUCGAUUUCACCAAUGCGGUGAAGACGGGAGAAAAGCAGGGCGGCAAGACCCGCCCGUUGGACAUGCUUGUCCUGGGCUUCGGCGGAGAGCGAAAGACGCCGAAAAGAUUCCAUUCCACUGUCAUGUGCAAGACGAGUGAUGGUUAUUGGGUCGAUUUCACUACAUCCCGGAAGGGCAUGAAGGCGAUCAAGGACUAUAUCGCUUCGGACCCGGCCCUGGAACGGUAUUGA